This is a messenger RNA of Scatophagus argus, 3383 nucleotides long. It is a transcript of the gene tfe3b, whose product is annotated as transcription factor binding to IGHM enhancer 3b. Gene Ontology annotation, cellular component: nucleus. The transcript has 9 exons. Gene Ontology annotation, biological process: regulation of transcription by RNA polymerase II. Gene Ontology annotation, molecular function: protein dimerization activity; RNA polymerase II cis-regulatory region sequence-specific DNA binding; DNA-binding transcription factor activity, RNA polymerase II-specific. The record is from RefSeq and is a predicted model, not a curated record. Bases 220 to 1590 code for a protein of 456 amino acids. Lineage: Eukaryota; Metazoa; Chordata; Actinopteri; Scatophagidae.
CAACAAGUUCCGGGUGACAUGCGGUAGAUGACCUCAGGUCGUCGGCCCGAGAUAAACAACGCUGUUUACCACGGAGGUUAGCGACUGUUCAGAGAGCCCGUAUUCACCGACUUUAAAAUGGCCAAGAAAACGGAGGUCAUCGGAUAUUUAUGGCUGUGAUUACGUGAAACACAUCUGUCGCCACACUCCAUCUCUAGAUCUGGAUAUCCCUCUUCAGCCAUGUCGUCACGUGUGUUGCUGCGACAACAGCUGAUGCGAGAACAGGCCCAGGAGCAGGAGAGACGUGAGGCCCAGCAACAGGCCUCUGCUUCUCAGCUCCGGGCCACUGACUCCACUCCAGCCAUCUCUGUCACACUGCCCCCAAAUGCUGCCCGUCCCCCUCCAGCACAGGUGCCCGUGGAGGUGCUAAAGGUGCAGACUCACUUGGAAAACCCCACUAAGUACCACAUCCAGCAGGCGCAGAGGCAACAGGUGAAGCAGUACCUCUCCACCACUCUGGGCAACAUGGCGGUAACUCAGACCCUGGGUGUUUCCCCUGCGCCACAGUCCACUUCUGCCCCUGAAAUUGCUCCUACCGCCUGCAGUGCCCCUAACAGUCCUAUGGCUUUACUUAACAUAGGAUCCAACAAGGAAGAGAUUGACGAUGUGAUCGACGACAUCAUUAGUCUUGAAUCCAGUUUUAAUGACGACAUCAUUACAUUGAUUGACUCAGGUCUUCAGUUGCCGAGCACGCUCCCAGGAAAUCUCUUGGAUGUAUACCAUAGCCCUGGAAUGGCAGCACCUACUCUGACUGUCAGCAACUCCUGCCCUGCUGAUCUUCCAAAAAUUAAAAGGGAAAUUACUGAUUCAGAUGCCAAAGCACUAAUGAAGGAAAGGCAGAAGAAAGACAACCAUAACCUCAUUGAGAGGAGGCGGAGAUUCAACAUCAACGACCGUAUAAAGGAGCUGGGGACUCUGAUACCCAAGUCAAAUGAUCCUGAGAUGCGUUGGAACAAAGGCACCAUUCUGAAAGCUUCUGUAGACUACAUCAGGAAGUUACAGAAGGAGCAGCACCGAGCAAAGGAUGUCGAAAUGCGUCAGAAAAAGUUGGAGCAGGCAAACCACAGUUUAAUGUUACGCAUCCAGGAGCUAGAAAUGCAGGCACGGCUCCACGGUCUUUCCACACCCAGCAGCAUCUCACCUGGUCUUAGCUCCGAUCCCUCCCUGCUCCAGCGGCAGCCGGUCCUGCACAGUGGCCAGUCGCUGGCUCCCAGUGCAGAAGGAGCCUCCUCCCAAAACCUCCUCAGCCUGGGUGCAUCAGCCAUUGGAGAGUCUCUUCCAGCCUCCUUCCUGUCCCCACCCUCCUCGGACUCCCCUGCAGGAGUCACCAUUAGCAGCCCCCUGGACCUGGGCAGCCUGAGCUUUGCCGAGCUUGAAGACACCUCCGCCUCAGCACUCUACCCCGACGUGGGCUUAGGAGACAUUCUAAUGGAUGAUGGGUGCACCCUGUCUCCAGACAGGGUGGGUGAACCGCUGUUUUCUCCUUUGUCACCCGGUGCCUCUAAAACCAGCAGUCGCAGGAGCAGCCUUGAAAUGGACGAGGACUUGUGAUGAGCUCUGUGUGGCGGUCAAAGACUGUGUGUAGGGACAAGAUUGUCAGGAAGUGCAGUCUAUCCUUAAAUAAUAUGAGUCUAUUUACAGUAUAGGACUGAAGAAUUGAACUUAGCAAAAAAUAGCUUACGUGAAGAUCAAAACUAACAUAAAUGUACUUUGGAUUUGUUUGCAAUACAUUAUUAUUGUUCCUGUUUGGAGCUGGUCACAUGAUUAUGUCCGGGUUUAUAAAUGCAAUCUUAUUAAAAUGGAAUAUUGUAUAAUAGGGGCAUGGAGUUAGCAUUAAGAAAUAAUACGUUCUUAAGCAGUUUUUAAGAUUUUCUUCAGAGGUUUAAGAGGGAUAUAAAGUUUGCUUGAAUUUAUUAUAUGCUCAUUUAAAGGGACGAAAGCUGUGAGGUUUGUUUUUCACAACAACAUUGGCAUAACAAACUGAUUAAGAGAUGCCAACACACAGUAUAUUGUUGUUUUUUUUCUUUUUGGUUCGGUUUUUUUUUUUUUUUUUUUUUAACUGACUGGAAUCAGGGUUUGUUAAUAGCAGUUGCAUGCUCAUCCAUGUUGGAUUGUUUCACCAGCAGCUACAGAAGGGAUCUCUGUAAAGUGAAAUGGCACAUUGUGAAAUACUUAUUGCAUAUUGUAUAUAAGAAUAUUUUAUUUUGAGCAAUUUUAUUGCACCUUAUUUACUGGCAGUCUAUGCAUUUUAUGAGAGCUUUUGUCUGUUUUUUUUUUUUAUUAUUAUUACACACAGUGGACAGCUAAUGCCCAAGUUGCAUGUAUUUGUAAUAAACCUUAAAAGCAGUGGAAAAUCACUUGCUGCUGCAGCUAGUUAGCCAAAGCAGGACUUCUUCCAGAGUAGCUACAAAUUACAAAUCAAUGUUUUAUUUUUGAACAGAUAUACUCAGUCAGUGGAAAUACAGACAGUAUGAGAAAUGCAGAACAAUUUCAUCCUUUUAGUACUGUAGUUCAUUACAUAUAUUUUUUUGAUACCUGAAUAAUAGUUUGAUAAGUAGUUUCAGCUGACUAAUAUUUGUGUUGUCAGUGAUUGUUUGUGUCCAUUAAUCUUGGUGGUCACUGAGUGAUUAUUACCGGUUAGCAUAAUCUACCAAGAUUGUGGAUUUUUGGAUCAAAAGAGAUACAUUUAAUAAUGAAUUAUUGCUUAUUGUAGUAUGAAUUCAGAGGGCUUUGCCUUCCUUUUAAACCAACCACUAGCCUCACCUCCGUAAUAACAAGAUAUGACUGUUUUUUUGUGUGAAACUUGCAAUGCAAUUGUUAUUCAGUACAAAUAGCCGCAAACUUUACAAAUGCAUUUAAUGAGUCGGAUGCUUAAUGCAAUCUUAUGUACAGUUAAUGAAUGUGUGUUUGAAGAAGUACCUGCACAUGUGUAGUUGUUUUAUUCUUUUUAACACUGACACACUGUAUUUUUUUUUCCUCCAACACAAGCUCCAACAGUGCUGUGGUAACAUGAAACCAGAAUUAGUGAAAACAGCCAAAAGCAUCUCCACGUGUCUGUGGUUACAGUGUUUUUGAAGGUGUGCUCUCCUGUACAUUCAGAACUUAACCUACUUUGUUUUUAAAGCAGCUCAACCCCUUAGCUCAGUGCUUCUGAUUGCAUUGCUCAUACUCCCAUAAGACUGAUUACCUUCAGUCAGCUUUUUCCACUCAUGCACAAUAUUGUAACCGUGUCUUACCCUCACUUAUAUUUGCGUGCGAACAUGGACUGUUAAACUGGUAGCAUUUGUCUUGUCCCUACAAGUUGGCUUUCAGAAGAAUUUAUCAAAUAAAAGAUUCCCAUUGGU